GCGUACAAAGCAAUAGAGCGCGUGGCGGACGCGCUAGGGCUGCCGCUUGACCAAAUCGACGCCGUCUGCAACGCGGUCGAGGCCGCGACCGCCAGCGGCAUUCGCGCGCACCGCUUCGUCGGCAUGGCCUACCGGCGGCUGCGGCGCGCGUGCCUGGCGGGGGACGCAGCGAAGGCGCGUGCGUGGAUGGAGCAGACCGCGGCGGGCGGUGGCGCGGGCGGCGCGUGA
Monoraphidium neglectum is the source of this 228-nucleotide messenger RNA. RefSeq lists its product as hypothetical. The annotation marks the transcript as partial. The record is from RefSeq and is a predicted model, not a curated record. The transcript has a single exon. Lineage: Eukaryota; Viridiplantae; Chlorophyta; Chlorophyceae; Sphaeropleales; Selenastraceae.